AUGGACCAAACUUCAGUUCGACGACGGCGAUCAUGGCUGCCAACCCGUUUCUUCUCUGCUCUCCAGCGUCGGCGGCAGAAGCCCCAGAAGGAGCACCUCCAUGGAGAGAGCCACUUUCGGAGAGGUUUGGGGGGCGCGACAGCCGAGUGUGCGGCUAUUUGUUGCUGUUGCCCUUUGACGAUAGCCAACUUUUUAGUUUUAGCAAUUUACAAGAUCCCCGCAGGCCUAUUUCGCCGUGCUCUCCAUCGGAUACGGCAGCGGAAGUUGCCGGAAAAGGGUUUGAAUCAGCGGAGUCAUGAUGGAUUCCAUAAUGAGGGUUUUGAGAUUCCGGCAGUGGAUGGUGUGGAAGAAAUUUUCGGGUGUGUAGAGACUGAGAAAGCUGCGAAUGAACUGGAAAAAGAGAUGUGGCAAAAGUUUUGGGACUGGAUUUUGGAGAAGUCCUUCUCAAGCCCCAGAAUUGAAUAA
Messenger RNA from Hibiscus syriacus, 465 nucleotides. RefSeq lists its product as uncharacterized. Lineage: Eukaryota; Viridiplantae; Streptophyta; Magnoliopsida; Malvales; Malvaceae. The coding region runs from base 1 to 465 and encodes 154 amino acids. The record is from RefSeq and is a predicted model, not a curated record. The transcript has a single exon.